GGCCCGGGGCCUCACUACGUGUUCCAUUUCCGGUCCAGUCUCCAACAACGCCGGAGGAGGAAGGAAUCGAACCUUCCUAUUCUCUCUCUUCUCCUCGUCCCGGCGCGGCGGGGCGCUCUUUGCGGCGCCCGAUUCAUCAGCACGACGGAAAUGGGCGCGCGCGGGGGCGAGGCGGAGGCGGAGGCGGCGAGGGUGGCCAAGGGAGGGGGAGGGGGAGGACGAGGAGGAGGGGCGGGAGGGAUGAGGCUGUUCUCGCCCGAGUACUACGCGCUGUGCGCAGGCGGCGGGAUGCUGGCCGCGGGCGCCACCCACCUCGCCAUCACCCCGCUCGACGUCCUCAAGGUCAACAUGCAGGUGAAUCCCAUGAAGUACACCAGCAUAUAUUCGGGACUGAACAUUCUUGUAAAGGAAGAGGGAGCUUCAUCGCUUUGGAGGGGAUGGGCUGGGAAAUUUUUUGGCUAUGGUGUUCAAGGUGGCUGCAAGUUUGGUCUUUAUGAGUAUUUCAAGAAGAAGUAUUCUGAUGUGCUAGUGGACAGAAAUAAGAGCACCAUUUACUUUCUUAGCAGCGCCUCUGCUCAAAUCAUAGCUGAUGUUGCCCUCUGCCCCUUUGAAUCGGUGAAAGUCCGUGUGCAGACACAACCUAUGUUUGCAAAAGGUUUGGUUGAUGGCUUUCCAAGGGUGUAUGCCACUGAAGGCUUGUCUGGCUUUUACAGGGGCCUUUUACCUCUUUGGGGACGGAAUCUUCCAUUUUCUAUGCUAAUGUUUUCAACAUUUGAGCAUUCCGUGGAUAUCCUAUAUAAGAAUGUUAUUCAGAAGAAAAAAGAGGAUUGUUCAACAUUGCAGGAGCUUGGUGCAACUUGUUUGGCUGGGUAUAUCUCUGGUGCAGUUGGUACUAUUGUAUCAAAUCCCGCAGAUAACAUUGUCUCAUCUUUGUACAACAAAAAGGCCAGAAAUAUCGUAGAUGCUGUGAAAAGUAUUGGGUUUCGUGGCUUGUUCACAAGAAGCUUACCGGUUCGAAUCACUCUUGUUGGGCCUGUCAUAACCAUGCAAUGGUUCUUCUAUGAUACAAUUAAGAUAUUGACUGGACUGCCAACGAGUGGAGGGCUUCCUCGUGAACUGGAAGAAAUUGACAUCUAACUUGACCAGUUUUAAAAACGUUUUUUUGUUAGUAUGCUUUGUUUUAUUCACAGAGAAGUGAUAGCACAUGAUUCUGACCGACUAUUGGAAAGACUACAGUUGAUAGUUUCAGGAAGCAACAAAUUGAGCGAUAUACACCGUGUACCAUAUGAAUGGCAUGUCUCAUAUUGCAGUUGUAUCCCAACACCUUAAAGUAACCAAUAUAAGCUCCAGGAGAUCAGCACUUCUCAAGGGACACUUGUUCUUUAAAGAUGCUUUUAUUAACUCCAGUUUGAAAAUGUUGUAUGAGAAAAUGUUCUCAUGUAUAUACACUUUCCUCCAUUGUACAUAUUAUUGAUAAGGAUGAAAACUAAGAUCUUAUUUU
Molecule: messenger RNA, 1501 nt
Organism: Oryza brachyantha (malo sina)
Lineage: Eukaryota; Viridiplantae; Streptophyta; Magnoliopsida; Poales; Poaceae
Product: mitochondrial phosphate carrier protein 1, mitochondrial
Exons: 6
Coding region: 151-1137 (328 amino acids)
Biological process (GO): mitochondrial phosphate ion transmembrane transport
Cellular component (GO): mitochondrial inner membrane
Molecular function (GO): phosphate transmembrane transporter activity
Source: RefSeq, a predicted model, not a curated record